CGGGCAGGGCCGGCCGGCCGGCGGGCGGAGCGCCGCCGCCGACGCACACGAGGUGACCAGGCAUUGAUGCACCCCCAGGGAGGCCGCGCGCUCAAGGAGGCCACCCCCGCUGGCUGCUGCGCACAUGGUUUCUGGGCCCCUGGCACUCCGGUGGUACGCGUGGGCGGGGCGUGGGGACAUGGGGCCCGACAUGGAGCUGCCCAGCCACUCCAAGCAGCUCCUGCUGCAGCUGAACCAGCAGAGGACGAAGGGCUUCCUGUGUGAUGUCAUCAUCAUGGUGGAGAACUCCAUCUUCCGUGCUCACAAGAACGUCCUGGCUGCCAGCAGCAUCUACUUCAAGUCCCUGGUCCUGCACGACAACCUCAUCAACCUGGACACGGACAUGGUCAGCUCCACGGUGUUCCAGCAGAUCCUGGACUUCAUCUACACGGGCAAGCUGCUGCCCAGCGACCAGCCGGCUGAGCCCAACUUCAGCACUCUCCUCACUGCCGCCAGCUACCUCCAGCUGCCUGAGUUGGCAGCGCUCUGCCGCCGUAAACUCAAGCGAGCCGGCAAGCCCUUCGGCUCCGGUCGGGUGGGCGCCACCGGCAUGGGGAGGCCGCCCCGCAGCCAGCGGCUGUCCACAGCCUCCGUCAUCCAGGCGCGGUAUCCGGGGCUCGUGGACGGACGAAAGGGGGCCCACACCCCCCAAGAGCUCCCCCAGGCCAAAGGCUCGGAUGACGAGCUCUUCCUCGGAGGCUCUAGCCAGGAGGGUGUGCAUGGCCUGGGCCGGGCUGUCUGUCCAGCCAGCGGAGGGGAGGCCGGCCUGGGUAGCUGCAGCACCAAUGGGAGCAGCGGGGGCUGCGAGCAGGAGCUGGGCCUGGACUUGUCCAAGAAGAGCCCUCCCCUGCCUCCUGCCACCCCUGGUCCCCCCCUGACCCCUGACGACUCGGCCCAGCUGAGUGACAGUCAGCAUGGCUCGCCCCUCUCAGCCUCUGCCCCUCCUGUUGCCAACAGUGCCUCUUAUGCUGAGCUGGGGGGCACCCCCAAUGAGCCCAUGGACCUGGAGGGGGCCGAGGACAACCACCUGAGCCUGCUGGAGGGGCCCGGCGGGCAGCCCCGGAAGAGCCUGCGGCACUCAGCCCGCAAGAAGGAGUGGAGCAAGAAGGAGCCCAGGGUGGGGUCCCCCUUUGAGCGGAGGGAAGCGGGGCCCAAGGGCCCCUGCCCAGGGGAAGAGGGCGAGGGGCUAGGGGACAGGGUUCCCAAUGGCAUCCUGGCCAGCAGCGUUGCAGGGGGUGGCCCCAGUGGGCCCUACGUGGAGCCCCCGUACCCCUGCAAGGAGGAGGAGGAGAACGGCAAGGAUGGGAGUGAGGACAGCGGGCAGAGUGGGAGCGAGGGGGGCAGCGGGCAUGCUGGCACGCACUACGUGUACCGACAGGAGGGCUACGAGACUGUGUCCUACGGGGACAACCUGUACGUGUGCAUCCCCUGCGCCAAGGGCUUCCCCAGCUCGGAGCAGCUCAAUGCCCACGUGGAGACACACACGGAGGAGGAGCUGUUUAUCAAGGAGGAGGGUGCCUACGAGACGGGCAGCGGGGGCGCCGAGGAGGAGGCUGAGGACCUGUCGGCGCCCAGCGCGGCCUAUGCGGCCGAGCCCCGGCCCUUCAAGUGCUCGGUCUGCGAGAAGACCUACAAGGACCCGGCCACGCUGCGGCAGCACGAGAAGACGCACUGGCUGACCCGGCCUUUCCCCUGCAACAUCUGCGGCAAAAUGUUCACGCAGCGCGGCACCAUGACGCGCCACAUGCGCAGCCACCUGGGCCUCAAGCCCUUCGCCUGCGACGAGUGCGGCAUGCGCUUCACCCGCCAGUACCGCCUCACCGAGCACAUGCGCGUGCACUCGGGCGAGAAGCCGUACGAGUGCCAGCUCUGCGGGGGCAAGUUCACCCAGCAGCGCAACCUCAUCAGCCACCUGCGCAUGCACACCUCCCCCUCCUAGAAGCCAAAGACCCUGCUCCCCGGCCCGAGGCUGCCCUCUGCAGACUCGCCCUCGGGAGCCAACCGAAGGAAGAAAGAAGCACGGAGGCCGGGCGGGA
This is a messenger RNA of Callorhinus ursinus (northern fur seal), 2075 nucleotides long. It is a transcript of the gene HIC2, whose product is annotated as HIC ZBTB transcriptional repressor 2. Gene Ontology annotation, biological process: regulation of transcription by RNA polymerase II. Lineage: Eukaryota; Metazoa; Chordata; Mammalia; Carnivora; Otariidae. Gene Ontology annotation, cellular component: nucleus. The record is from RefSeq and is a predicted model, not a curated record. Gene Ontology annotation, molecular function: protein binding; DNA-binding transcription factor activity, RNA polymerase II-specific.